AUGGCUGGGGAUCUUGCAGAAAGAAGGUUGGAGAGAAGGCUGGAUAGUCAACUAGAUGAAGUAGAUGACAUUGGUGAAAACAUGGUGAACAUGACUUCUAAUCCUUCAAGAGAAUCUUACAACCCAAAAAGACCAGGAAAAAACAAACACCAAUGGUCUAUUAUAGAAGAUGCUGCACUUAUUGAAGCAUUGAUGCAAUUAAAUAAUGUUGGAGAUCUUAGAAACAAGAAUGAGAAAGGUUUUAGGCCAGGACAUGGACUAAGGCUACAACAAAUGCUUGAGGUUAGCUUGCCUGGACAUGGAAUUAAGGCAAAACCACACAUUGAAUCACGGUUAAGAACUUUCCAGAAGCUGCACAAUGUUGUGCAUGACAUGUUGUUUGGAGUUGGUAGCAGCGGUUUUGGUUGGGACUCAGAAAAAAAACUUGUUACGACUGAGAAUUCCGUGUGGGAUGAAUAUAUUAAGACUCAUGGAGAUGCAGAACAAUUUAGAUACAAGUCAUUGGCUUACUACGAGGAACUUUCUGUCAUCUUUGGUGGAGACCGUGCAUCUGGGAAAGAUGCUCAAGUUCCUGCUGAUAUUGUGGAAGAAAUAGAUAAAGUUGCAAUUGAUAAUGAUGAAAGUAUAGGCGUUGAUGGGGAUUAUGCUUCAUAUGGCCAAGAUUUCAUAUUUGGAUCAAACGAAGAGAAUUCUAAGCCAAAAAGGAGAAAGACUGAGAGCAUUAAAGAUGUGUCUCAAGUUAUUAGAGAGGCGACAACUAUUCUUGGGGAAUAA
This is a messenger RNA of Zingiber officinale, 774 nucleotides long. RefSeq lists its product as uncharacterized. The record is from RefSeq and is a predicted model, not a curated record. Lineage: Eukaryota; Viridiplantae; Streptophyta; Magnoliopsida; Zingiberales; Zingiberaceae. The transcript is spliced from 3 exons. Bases 1 to 774 code for a protein of 257 amino acids.